CACUGCUCUCCAGGCGUUGCUGCGGCAGGCAGCGGGGUGGGCGGAGGGGUUUGCAGGUGUGGCCGCAGGUGAGACUCCCCCCACCGAGUCAGGGCUGCGUGCGUGGGUGUGCGAAGGAGAGCAGCGAAGCGAGCGCAGAUGAUCCGCCAAGAGAAAGGGAGGAACAACAGUCCCGAACGCAGAGCGGCUGCCUGAGACUGUUGGGUUUUGGGGCCGGGAGCCCCAAGGACCGUGAACAUGGACUCUGUCACAGGAGCCCUUCUCAAGAUGCUCUUUCUUUUGUCUACUCAGAACUGGAGCGUAGUAAUAGCGGAGAAUACUCGUGAUUGUGAUGAUCCGCUGGCAUCUUCAUUGCCCUGGGAAUCCUUCAGCAGCUCUUCAGAGUUGUCAAGCAGCCAUGGGCCUGGGUUUGCCAGGCUUAAUCGAAGAGAUGGAGCUGGUGGCUGGUCCCCGCUUGUGUCAAAUAAAUACCAGUGGCUGCAGAUUGACCUUGGAGAGAGAAUAGAGGUCACGGCCGUGGCCACCCAAGGAGGAUAUGGGAGCUCCAACUGGGUGACCAGCUAUCUCCUAAUGUUCAGUGACAGUGGGAGGAACUGGAAACAAUUUCGACGAGAGGGAAGCGUCUGGGGUUUUCCAGGAAACACAAAUGCCGACAGUGUGGUGCACUACAGACUCCAUCCUCCCGUGGAAGCCAGGUUCCUGCGCUUUCUUCCUGUGGCCUGGAACCCUAAGGGCAGGAUUGGGAUGAGGAUUGAAGUGUACGGAUGUGCAUAUAGAUCUGAGAUAAUUAAUUUUGAUGGGGAAAGUUUCUUACUGUACACACUUAAGAAAUCCCUGAGUUCAACAAAAGAUGUAAUUUCUUUGAAAUUUAAAACCAGGCAGAGUGAUGGGAUUCUGCUCCACAGAGAAGGACAGAAUGGCAAACGUAUGACCCUGGAAUUAGUUAAAGGAAAACUCAUCUUAUUCCUUAAUGCAGGCGAUGCUACCCUGCUCUUCCCUGAUGCCCAUGUGAAUCUGACCCUGGGCAGCCUCCUGGACGACCAGCACUGGCAUUCCAUCCUCAUUGAGCUCCUCAGCUCAAGCAUCAACGUCACCCUGGACAGACACACUCACUACUUUCAGGCAAAGGGAGAAUUCAGUUAUUUGGAUCUUUAUCAUGAGAUCAGCUUUGGAGGGAUUUCUGGACAUGGAAAAUCAGUGGCGUUUCUACAUAAAAACUUCCAUGGAUGUUUAGAAAAUCUUUAUUAUAAUGGAAUGGAUAUUAUUGAUUCAUCCAAGAAACACAAACCACAGAUCCUCAUUAUGGGAAAUGUGUCCUUCUCCUGCCCACAACUCCAAACCGUCCCUGUGACUCUUCUGACCUCCAGGAGUUACUUGGCCCUGCCGGGCGCCUCUGGAGAGAACAAAGUGUCCGUCAGUUUCCAGUUCCGAACGUGGAACAGAGCAGGGUUGCUGCUGACCAGUGAACUUCAGCAUGGUUCAGGGACUCUUGUCCUUGUUCUUAAUGAUGGAAAACUCAAAUUGAGUCUCUCCCAGCGAGGACGUUCAGGGAGCGGUGUCACAGCAGGUGCUGGAUUAAAUGAUGGGCAGUGGCAUUCUGUAUCCUUAUCUGCUAAAAAGAAUCAGCUGAGUGUGACAGUGGACAGUGACCCGGCCUCCGUUGCCCAUUUCCUGGUGCCUAUGCAGAUUGAAUCAGGAGACAUCUAUUAUUUGGGAGGCUGUCCUGACAACAGUUCUGGCUCUGGAUGUGAGUGGCCCCUGCUGGGAUUUCAGGGCUGCCUGAGGCUCCUCUCCAUUGGCGAUAAAGCCGUGGAUCUCAUCUCCGUACAGCAGGGGGCGCUAGGGAGUUUCCGUGACCUGCAGAUAGACUCCUGCGGCAUCGCAGACAGGUGUUUGCCCAGCUAUUGUGAACAUGGGGGUGAAUGUUCCCAGUCCUGGAAUACCUUCUCCUGUGACUGCACAGAUACUGAUUACCUGGGGGCAACCUGCCAUUCCUCUCUCUACGAGCAGUCGUGUGAAGCCUACAAGCACAGAGGGAACUCUUCAGGGCUCUACUACAUUGAUUCAGAUGGAAGUGGCCCACUGGGACCAUCUCUGGUAUAUUGCGACAUGACAGACACCACCUGGACCUCAGUGCAGCAUAAUGGCUCCCAUUUGACCAGGGUCAAAAGCUCUGAUGGAGAAAGCCUGCAUCCUGUGCUUUUCAACUACACGGCCAGCCUGGACCAGCUCCAGGCCAUAAUCAACCGUGCAGACCACUGCCAACAGGAGCUGACCUUCCAUUGCAAGAAUUCUAGGCUUUCAUCUCCCCGAGAUGGAACCCCACUGAGCUGGUGGGUUGGAAGAACCAAUGAAACACACAGUUACUGGGGAAGUUCUCUGCCUGAUGCUCAAAAGUGUACUUGUGGAUUAGAGGGGAACUGCCUUGAUUCUCAAUAUUACUGCAACUGUGAUGCUGACCGGAAUGAAUGGACCAGUGACACAGUAGUCCUUUCCCAGAAGGAGCACCUGCCAGUCACACAGGUCGUGAUGACAGACACAGGCCGACCACAUUCUGAAGCAGCUUAUACACUGGGGCCUCUGCUCUGCCGGGGGGAUAAUUCAUUUUGGAAUUCAGCUUCUUUCAAUACUGAAACAUCAUAUCUUCAUUUCCCCACAUUCCAUGGGGAGAUUAGUGCUGAUGUGUCUUUCUUUUUUAAGACAACAGCUUCCUCUGGGGUGUUUGUAGAGAACCUGGGAAUCUCAGACUUUAUCAGGCUGGAGCUUCGAGCUCCCACAGAAGUGACCUUUUCGUUCGAUGUGGGGAAUGGACCUUGUGAGGUCACAGUGCAGUCACCCACCCCCUUUAAUGACAAUCGCUGGCACCACGUGAGGGCAGAGAGGAAUGUUAAGGAAGCUUUGCUUCAAGUGGACCAGCUCCCUCGAAGGACACAACCUGCGCCCCCUGAUGGACACAUCAGCUUACAGCUCAACAGCCAGCUCUUUGUGGGUGGAACGGCCACCAGGCAGAGAGGCUUUCUGGGCUGCAUUCGGUCUCUGCAGUUGAAUGGGGUGACCCUGGAUCUGGAAGAAAGAGCCACAAAGACGCCAGGAGUGGAGCCAGGGUGCCCUGGACACUGCAGUAGCUAUGGACACUUAUGUCGCCAUGGAGGGAAGUGUAGAGAAAAGCCCAGGGGGAUUGUUUGUGACUGUGCCUUCUCUGCCUAUGCCGGGCCUUUCUGCUCAAAUGAGAUUUCUGCAUAUUUUGGAACUGGCUCCUCAGUGAUCUACAAUUUUCAGGAACAUUACAAUUACACCUUAAGUAAGAACUCUAGCUCCUCUGUGGCUUUAUGGCACGGGGAUGUGACACUGACCAGAGAAAUUAUCACACUCAACUUCCGAACCACAGAAACUCCCAGCUUACUGCUGUAUGUGAGCUCCUUCCAUGAGGAGUACCUCUCAGUUAUCCUUGCCCAGAAUGGAAGUUUGCAGAUCAGGUAUAAGCUAGACAGACAUCAAGAACCUGAUGUUUUUAACUUUGAUUUUAAAAACAUGGCUGAUGGGCACCUUCACCAGGUGAAGAUUAACAGAGAAGCAGCAGUGGUCUUUGUAGAGGUUAACCAGAGUGUGAAGAGACAAGUCAUCCUGUCAUCAGGGACAGAAUUCAAUGCCAUCAAAUCCCUCAUUCUAGGGUUGAUUUUAGAGCCCUCCGGCGCGGACCCCGACACGCGGCGCGCCGGCGCGCGCGGCUUCACCGGCUGCCUGUCUGCAGUGAGCUUCGGUGGGGCCGCUCCCUUGAGGGCGGUGCUGCACUCCGGAGGCCCCGCCCCGGUCACCGUCCGCGGCCACGUGGCCACCUCGUCCACGUGCGCAGCGGGGGCGGGGCCCGGCUCCCCGGCGCGGGAGCAGAGGCGGCCACCUGCCGGGAGCGCAGGUGCGUGGCGGGAGGCUGAGCCCUUCGUUAAUGCAGACGGAAGUGACUCUGCGGUCAUCAUCGGAGGUGUGAUAGCAGUUGUGAUAUUUGUCUUGCUGUGCAUCACUGCCAUAGCAAUAUGCGUUUACCAACAGAGAUGGUUUUACCAAAAAAACAAUUCCAAAAAAAAUGGAGACAAUGUAGAGACUUCUCUGAAAAGUGAGCUCAACGUGCAAACUACAGUCAAUGAAAGUCAAAAAGAGUAUUUCUUCUGAUUGGCAGCUGUGGGUUCCUUAUGACUAGGACAGUGUGACUUUCUGGCUAGGCCAGGGGCUCUCAGUACAGGUGGUGGGUACAGGGCUGUCACUUUACCCACACCUAGCUCCAGGGACAGCAGAGGAGCCACUCUGUGCUGCUUCAUGAUCUGUUCAUGUAACAGCAAGUUAGGUGUGGUCACUAAUCACUGCUUGGCAGUUUCUGACUGUUUUCACCCAAUCUUCUAAAAGGAAACAUAGUCUGCGUAAUGGCUGUGGGUUUCAACAAGGACAAGGCUUUGAGCUGUGCCCUGCUCUCUUAAAAAUGUGAUGCAGAAGUUUUAUUUAGAGGUAAAAGUCACAGUUGGAUUCUGAUGUGUUGUGUUACAUGGAAGACUAUGCUGUGGUCCCUUUAUUGAUCACCUCCUAACAUUUGGAACCCAGAAACACUUCUCAGAUGGCCUCAGCUGGAUUUUUUUUUCUGCUGUAAACCAGAGCCCAUUGGCCAAAAGUGCAUUAGAGACCUGGGAGGGGAAAGGUUUUGCUUGAUUGCUUUAUUAUCUGACUCUUUUAAAUCAGUUUGGGUACAUUUCAGUGGUGAAAUUAGUAGGGGAUGUCAGCUAUGAAACUGUAGUAUUGAAUUCAGUUAUGGAACAGAAAAUUAAUAGGUAACAAAAUGUGUACAGGAUUUUAAUAUGUGAUAAUUGAUAAGCUGCUUUUUUUUUGGAUUUGUAAUUACAGCCUUUGUAAAUUUUAAUAAUGAACACCUAUCAUUGAUCUCACAAAAAUGUGUAUUUUCUGACAAACUUGUGCCCAGAUAUAAACACUGCAAAGAUACCCUUCAUCCACAUUUACAAUGCUUGAGUGACAUAUAAUCUUUAACUUAUUUCCCUUAAAUGUGGGGUGAUUAGGUCAGUUUUUCUUUGUAGUCAUGAAAUUAUCUUUUUCUGAAGAUUUUCACAAUGAUCCUUUGGUUUUUUAUGACUCUUUUCAAUUACUAAGACAAAGUCACAUUUUGAACUAAAUCUUUCCAUUUCCAUUUCUAAAUUUUGAACUGAUCUUGUUAAAAUUUUUCCCGAAUCACCCUCUCGUGUCGUUAGUAUUUGGAAUAUCAACUAAAGCAAGCUCAUAUGACUAUAUGAUUCAAACUAAAUCCGUUGUUCUUGUCAUGAUUCCAGGAUCGUAGGUCAAUUUUUCAUACAGAGCCCAAAACAAACAUAUGCUGUUAACUGGUUCAUGUCCUGUUAGAGCAUAUUUACUUUCUGGGAGAGCAAGGAAUUCCUAUCAACUGUGGCAAGUGUUCCAGUAACUACUUUUGUGGACAGUGGUCAGUAUGGAGCUACCAUUUGCAGCCAAUAACCCAGCCGUAGUGAAUAGGUGCUACACUAUCUGUAUCCCACCUGUCAUGAGCCUCCCAAAUAUUGAGUAGAUGACUUAUUACUAUGCGAGGCCAAACUGGAACUAUAUACAUUCAGCCUUGCUAUUGUCUUCGAGUAUACAUCUAUUUUCUGUGUUCUUUUUAAAGAACAGGAAAGAUAAUCCUCUAUCUUUGGUCUUUUCUCAAAAAACUGCCUUUUCUUAUGGCAUUUGUGUUCGUUUUCUAGGCGGUUUAACAAACCGCAAAUACGGCACACACUUCUUAUCUCACCGUUUCUGUGAGUCAGGAGCUGAGUAUGGCUUAUUUGGGUUUUCAGCAAGGCCGGAAUUGAGUGUCAGCCAGGGCUGAGUUCUCAUCUGGAGACUCAAGUAGGGAAGGAUCCUCUUCCCCACUAGCGUGAUUGUUGGCAGCAUUCAGUUCUUUACUGCUGUAGGAUUCAUGGUGGUUUGCUUCUUUAAAGCCAGCAAAGGACCCUAGAGCAGGUUUGCUAGCAAGAAGGAGCCUUAACUGACAACAUAAUCACAAGAGAGACAUUUGCUCACCUUUGCCAUAUUCUUUCCGUUGGAAACAAGUCACAGGUCUUGCUAACACUCAUGGGGAAGGGAUUAUAUGAAACUAUGAACCAGGAAAUGGAGAUCAUGGGGCCACCAUAACUCUGCCCACCACAGCACGGUAUCUGUACUGAUGUUUCUUUAAAAUGAUGUUAGUAUAGUAUCAUAUCAAGAACCUACCUUGGUGAAUGAUAACACUUCUUUUGUAAAGGCCUGUACAGACUGGGGAAGGAUUCAGCAUGAAUGUGGUAGGCUCUUUGUGAUGCAUUAGCUGAAUGUCAACAAUAUAAAAUCACUGCAACUUUACAGGCGAUCAUUUUAAGUCCCGGAAGAUUCCAACUCUUCCGUUGCCGCAGAUUUACAGAUAGUGGAACCCACCACACUCUACUCUGUCUAGAGAGACAAGCUAGUUGCACCAGCCUACGUUAAUGUGUCAUCCACUUUCCCUUACUGAUUAGUAAAUGUUACUUAUUUGUUAGCAAAACAGCAUUUUUGAAUUGAAUUAGGAAAACAUUUUUAAGAGACGUUGUAUGAAAUUUGAAUUAUAGUACUGUGUUGUUUUUUCCCAGAAUAUUUUAAAAUGUGCAGAUGUACACAUUCUUUACUGGUAUGUACAUUACUUUACCUUUUCUGUGUAUAUGGAGAGUAUUAAGAUGUUAGCUUUUUAGAAUGGUGUUUAAUUUAUUGAGUACAAACUGAAAGAAAAAAUAGAUAUUUACUGAUUACUAUAAGUUAAACUACCUGUGAAAGUAGAUAUUUAAACAUAUGCACAUAACAGUUUAACAAUCAGGAAGAAAAUUUGUUGAUUGCUUACCAUCUGCUCAAAACUGGUUAACCACAUUUUUCUCCAAAAGAGCACUAUGUAAAUAUACUGACUCCAGUUGGAAAUAGCAUCCAUCUAUGAUAUAAAUGUUAAAAGAUCAUAAUUCCCCACAUGUUAUUUUGAAACAAAAAUGGAAAUAACAUAAAUAACACUCCUUAUUGGGGCUGGAACUUGAGGAUUUCUCUCUCUUCACUCCACUGUGAAGUGAAAUCCACCUCGUUAACCCCCAAGUAUUAUUUAGCUUCCUAGAAAAUCAUGUUGGGAUGCUUGUAUUUGUCUAGAAUAACCACUAGUUCUGGAACAUUUUUCACAUUCUUUCAUAUAGAACAUUUGAUGGAUGAUUAGUUUCAAUUGAUUAUAUAAAAAUAUAAAGUUCAUGGUCCCUGCCUUGAAAGUGAACAAUUACAAUUGAUGCACUUUUUAUCUAGGCUAGCCUGAAACUGGAAACCCUGGUGGCGUAGUGGUUAAGUGCUAUGGCUGCUAACCAAGAGGUGGGCAGUUCGAAUCCACCAGGCCCUCCUUGGAAGCUCUGUCGGGCAGUUCUACUCUGUCCUAUAGGGUCGCUAUGAGUCGGAAUCGACUCGACAGCAGUGGGUUUGGUUUGGUUAGCCUGAAACCCAUGGUACAAAUUAGCUCUGAUUAUACAAGUGGGUCAUCAAAUAUUCUUCAAAAUGAGGGGGAGGAAACAGACACAGCUUAAAUCAAACAUGCUUAGUUGAUCCACCAUUUUCUAAUCCAUGGAAUAAAAUGUUCAAGGAAUCCCUCAGUAUCCCCAAGAGAUCCUGGUUGACCCUGUUUUACAAAGUCUGGCUUAUAACGAGUGGCAACAUGGAAGAAAGAAUGAGAAAUUGAUCGUUGUUGUUAGGUGCUGUCAAGUAGGUUCUGACUCACACUGACUCUAUGUACAACAGAACAAAACACUGCCUUGGUCCUACACCACCUCACAAUUGUUACGCUUGACCCCAUUGUUGCAAACACUGUGUCAAUCCAUCUUGUUGAGGGUCUUCCUCUUUUUUUGCUGAUGCUCUACUUUACCAAGCAUGAUGUCCUGGGAAAAGGAUUUGUAUGUGUGUGUGCGCGUGUGUGUCUGUCAGUAGCCACACUGGAGCCAUGACGUAUUUACAAAUUCAGAGACAUUAACAGAUUUAAGAAAGAUGGAAAGUAAUUUACCCCUUCAGCUGAAUAUAAAUAUUAGUGGUAGAUCUUUGGGUGACCUAAACCUGCAUAUGACUAGUACCAGUUUUUGAGAGAAUGAAAGAAUAUUUUAGUAAAUUUAAGAGGAAACCCUGGUGGUGUAGUGGUUAAGUGCUACAGCUGCUAACCAAAAGGUCAACAGUUCAAAUCCACCAGGCACUCCUUAGAAACUCUAUGGGGCAAUUCUGCUCUGCCCUAUUGGGUCGCUAUGAGUCGGAAUUGACUUAACGGCAAUGGAUAAUAAAAUAAUAAUGGGUACACAGUUCAAGAAAGAGUCAAGAUUUUAUUUAAAAAAAAAAAAUUUCACUGCCACAAUUAUACAGGUUGUCUGUUGGAAGGAACAUGAAAAUGUCAUCCAGUCCUUUCCUCGCUCUUCACAGUUCGUUCAAGUUGUUUCUUCGUCUAGAAUAACACAGUUUAAUAGUAGCUAAGUUCAUUAUCUAGAGUCUCUUUCCUCUGUACUAGACUCAUGGGUGUAGCUCACUUUAAAAUUACUGCUCAGCAUUUCAUCAAAGGAGCAGACACUAGUAUGUGGUGUAACCAAUGCAGAUGUCGAUGAUGUUUUAGGGAGGCUAGCUAGACACUGGAGUCCCCGGGUGGUGCAAAUGGUUAAGUGCAUGGCUGCUAACCAAAAAGGUGGAGGUUUGAGUCCACCUGGAGGUGCCUCAGAAGAAAGGCCUGGUGAUCUACUUCCAAAAAAUUGGCCAUUGAAAAGUGUGUGGAGCACAGUUCCACUCGGACACUCACGGGGCCACCAUGAGUCCGAGUCACCUCCACAGCAACUGGUUGGUUAUUUAGGCAUUAAAAUUGCCGUAUUACUGGAACUAGCAGUAGGAUUAAUAUUGCAUUAAUCACGCUGGUGAGAAAAUAGGCCAAAGCGCUACCCUGUGGAAUCUCUGUUUACAAAGUACUAACAGUGUAAUAAAUUGGCCAUAGUUUCUUUAUGACUGAAAAUGAUUUAUUUGCAUUUUAUUGUAUUAUUGUGUUAAAAAGACAAGACAGUAGAUCCAGACUUUAUCAUUUAUCAUGUAAAUAAAAGUGCUUCUAUCUCAGGUCUAACCUUGUCUUUAGAUUUUGAAAAAUGAAAUUUCUUUACCUAGCUGGUGAUGUUGCCUAAACAUUAAAGAAAUCUCUUUAAAUAGAACCUUUGCAACUGUGUGUAGUGCUUUGCACCACUGAUGUCUCACUAGAAUUCUUAAACCAGUGUGGUGAGACAUAUAUGUUAUCCUCAUUCUUACAGAUCAGAAAGCUGGGGCACACAGACCUCCAUCGCUUUGAUAUCUACUGUGUAGAUAAUUAAUUACUGACGUUCUGUUCUGGUGCAGGUCUUGACAUUUCUACCAGGUGACUUGCUCCCCUGCUCUGCAACAAGUGGAAGUAUCUGUGGCUAUAUUUUUCUUUUGUUUCAAUCUUUUAAGUUAUGUUUUAUAUAUGUUAA
Molecule: messenger RNA, 9530 nt
Organism: Loxodonta africana (African savanna elephant)
Lineage: Eukaryota; Metazoa; Chordata; Mammalia; Proboscidea; Elephantidae
Gene: CNTNAP3
Product: contactin-associated protein-like 3
Exons: 24
Coding region: 238-4167 (1309 amino acids)
Source: RefSeq, a predicted model, not a curated record